Molecule: messenger RNA, 990 nt
Organism: Delphinapterus leucas (beluga whale)
Lineage: Eukaryota; Metazoa; Chordata; Mammalia; Artiodactyla; Monodontidae
Gene: INO80C
Product: INO80 complex subunit C
Biological process (GO): chromatin remodeling
Cellular component (GO): Ino80 complex
Source: RefSeq, a predicted model, not a curated record
ACAUUUGGCCGAGAGAAGUCAACGAAAGCUUUCGGAGUCCAGGCCGGGUUUUCAAAAGCAUUAAGACGGAAGUAACGGCGGGCCGGAAGUUCCAGGGCCUGCACUGGGACCAAGUGGGGAGGGGGUAGGAGGAAGACUCGGGGUAGGAAUGGCGGCUCAAAUUCCAAUUGUGGCCACCACUUCCACUCCGGGGAUAGCCCGGAACAGCAAGAAGAGGCCGGCCAGUCCUUUCCACAACGGCAGCAGCGCCGGGGGCUAUACCGCCAGUAAGAAGAAAAAGGUGUCCACCUCUGGCUUUGCGCAGGGUAUCAGCAUGGAAGGCGUGAGUGAGAAUAAAAUGGUGCCCUCUGAUUUUAGCACAGGACCUCUUGAAAAAGCUGCCAAACCUUUGCCAUUUAAGGAUCCCAACUUUGUGCACUCUGGCCAUGGUGGCGCAGCGGCUGGCAAGAAGAAUAGAACCUGGAAGAACCUGAAACAGAUUCUGGCUUCUGAAAGGGCACUGCCAUGGCAACUGAAUGAUCCUAACUACUUCAGUAUUGAUGCUCCUCCAUCCUUUAAACCAGCUAAGAAGUAUUCUGAUGUUUCAGGUCUUCUUGCCAGCUACACUGACCCCCAGAGCAAGCUGCGCUUCAGCACCAUCGAGGAGUUUUCCUACAUUCGGCGGCUGCCGUCCGACGUGGUCACGGGCUAUCUGGCCCUGAGGAAGGCCACGAGCAUCGUUCCCUGAGCCUGGAGAAACGGAGCAUGAAGUGGAAAACUGUUUCAAAGGCAGACUUUGGACUCAAGAUUUUGUUUUAUGGAAACAAACUCAUUCUGUCAAUCUGGAAAUGUCAGUGUUGGGCCUUGGAAAGAAUGUUUGGCUUUAAUUUAAGGAGGUUUUUUUGUUUUCCCUCCAAGUGUGAUAUUUCCUGUUGAAUUAAAUUAUACUUCAGUUGUUGCCCCAAGUAAAGUUGUUUGACAAGAAAAUAUAAAAUUGUGCUUUUAAUUUAA